AUGCCAAGGGGACGAUCAAGCCUUUCAGCAACUUCUCCAUCCUCAAGUCCCGCUUCAACCCGGACCGAAAUCAAAACAAGCUUUGCAUGGCCUGGAUACCCACCGCCCGCAGGCGGUGUCUCUGGAGAUGCUCUUUACUCCUUUGAACCUUAUCUUCUUCUGCUAGCUACCCUUCCGUUCAUUACGCUACCGGUGUAUGCGAGUCUGAAAAAUGGGACGCCAGUGGAAGGCUCGGUGAGACAGCCGCUUGCGUGGCUUGAGCCGCAAUUGAAUAGAUUGUAUAUCUCUUCGUUGAUGGCUCCGGCUAGCGUCAAGCAUUCCCCUGUCGACCUAUGGGGGAAUAUGAAAGUGCCCCUUAUGUCACAUUAUACCUCUGGCCAGAUUAAUGGAACGGGCUGGUAUAAUUUUAAAGUCUCCAAUGACAAGAUACCAUACUCCUCACUGAUAGGGAUACCAGCAGCAGAGAUAUCCCAGGAAGGGAUUACGACGUUCAGCAUGGAAUCAUCGUACUUCGACAUUGACUGUUAUAACUUGAGCCUCUCCUCAUAUAUCUCACCCCAGGCAACUCUUACCACUGCUGCCAACGCGGACGGUCCAAUGACUAGGGCAAAGCGUCUCCCCAAGCUCCUGAAAACACCAAAGAACACAUUUUACGGCCACAAUGACACCGAGUCUUCAUUGGCCUUUGGCAUCGACGGUUAUGUUGACUGGGAUUCUGGUUCUUUGGCAACGAUCCGAGAUUUAGGGAUGUCCUCUUUCAUCGGAAACGUCACCGGCAGUAAAAGGACGUUCUUUAAACAACAACAAAAUUUUCUAUUUGAAUCUAAACUCCGCUCAGGUUUCUAUCGGAUAAAGAAUCCCACAACCGUUGCGCAUUGUAACAUCAAAAAGAUAUACGUCGAAUCUGCUGUACGAUGUAUUGGAAAUCCUUCCCACAAGCCUCGAUGCUCCAUAACUGCGAUGCGGGACAGUCGGCUCUCGCAUCAACCCGCAGAUAUCACCCCUUUCCUGUUCCCAGCCGUAUUUAAAGCUUUCUUUACUUCUCUCGCUCAUAAUAAUGACGGUACUUACUCACUGACCGAAAAAUACCUCAAUGACACUGAUACGCCGCUCCUGGUGCAGGACACUGGCAUGGAAUUAUUCCGUCUCAGCAAGGAAACCUUUUCGCAAAGACUUACACAGUUAAUCAACACCUACUAUCUCGGCAGUCUAUUUCCGAGCGCGAUAGUAGGCGGGUUAGAUGCCCAACUUCCAGUGUAUACGUUGUCGAUGUAUACAAAUGAGCCUAUCACUCGUACCACGGCUGGAUUGAUCUCUACCCGAAUGCAGGACUUGUAUUGUACGAACGUCAAAGGGUUGGCUGUCUUUUUCAUCAUGGAUGUGGCCAUGUUUGCUGCCGCUGCAAUCUCCUGCGUACUAUCGUACUCGACCCCCACCCCUGAUGCGCUGGGAUACAUUUCCAGUUUGACCUUGAACCCGUUACAGUCUCCCAAUUCUAUCAAAAGAUCAAUAUCAGAGAAGCCAAUAAAGUUAGGAAGGUGA
Molecule: messenger RNA, 1542 nt
Organism: Uncinocarpus reesii 1704
Lineage: Eukaryota; Fungi; Ascomycota; Eurotiomycetes; Onygenales; Onygenaceae
Exons: 2
Coding region: 1-1542 (513 amino acids)
Source: RefSeq, a predicted model, not a curated record